Cyclopterus lumpus (lumpfish) is the source of this 4188-nucleotide messenger RNA. Its product is annotated as nucleolar protein 4-like. Bases 1219 to 3600 code for a protein of 793 amino acids. The record is from RefSeq and is a predicted model, not a curated record. Lineage: Eukaryota; Metazoa; Chordata; Actinopteri; Perciformes; Cyclopteridae. The transcript is spliced from 11 exons.
UGCGCGUUUUGGUGGUUUUUGAACACUUCCUGUUUUUUAAGCUCGAGCUGCAACGUGUAUGUCCCGUGGACUCACCCUGGGUUAACAGGCUGGGCAGGUGGUGUGUCGCAGCAGCGCAACUGUAUAAAUAUAUAUUUAUAUAUAUAUACACAGCUGCUUUUGAGGAGGAUACACCGUACGCUGUUAUCCCAUCGCGCUGUAUACCUUCUCGUUUAUUUGAGGAAGGAGGAAAUGAGGCCGAGUGUUGCGCUUUAAGGGUGCAGGAGAGAGGAAAGACAACCCGGAUUCAAACAGGUGUCCUGGUUGUGUCCCAUCAGCCCGAGACCCGGAGAAGAAAGAGAGGGAAAGAAAAGCUGACAAAAACGGACGCGGCGUAUAGUUUUUAUUUACCAACAAAAAGCGCUGUCAGUGAGUAUUAAUCCGCUAAUUUGAGGACGUGUCGUUUCUGGCCGUUCUUCGGUUCAACGGCGAUGGAGACCCGACAUCAAAACCAGGAGAAACGCGGCUUUUAAUAUCGGAAGUAUAUUAUUUUUUAAAGAGAGACAAACAGCCGUGUACCUCUUUUUCUUUCUUUAUCUGCGGUGAAAAAAAAGAGGAGGCGGUAGAAGAGGGGAGGCGGUGACUGACAUCCCCCACGGGACAGGCCGUCCGAUCCACGCUGCUAACAGGUGUGUCUGAAGAGGGCACCACGCUCCAAUCUGCACCGCCCGUUCAUCCGGUCGGCGCGUGCCCCCUCCCUCCCUGCCGCCACUGUCCCUUCUCGUGUCUCUCAUUGUUCCUGGAGAAAUUGCAUCCAAACAGGGGGCUGGUUUGGAGUUCAAUUUGCCAGUGAGCGCUUCUUCUUUUCUCGUUUCGGUCUCCUCGCAGCGGCCCAUUGGUGCGUAACGCCAAGAGAGGAGGAGGAUAUUCAAACGGCUUAAUUUUCAGACGUUAAUUUAAACAAGUGAGUGGGACUUUGUCGCGUGCUCCGGGUUCUUCUGUAGUAAUGGAGAGAGUUUAAAGGGUUUACAUUGUCGUUUCAGAGCUGAGGGGAAGAUUUAGUGAGAUUUAUUUCCUCCACCAGAGUGGAAGGUUUGGACUGAUUUCGCCCCCUGGUGAGGAGGCAGACAGCUACUGUGGUUUCGGUGACGUGCGCGAGCCAACCCGGACCCACAUUCCUGCCAAUUUAGCGGGACAACACACUGGGUCUUAUAAAAACGGACUCUGUCUUGUUUCAUCAUGACAACGAGGAAAGCCGGCAGUGUGGCGGACACGGUGACUACCACCUCCUCCAACAACCACCACCAGCACCAGUCGAGGAGCGGGAGUCCCAACAGCGGCGUCCAGGCGUCCGAGGCGGCGGGCGGAGGGGCGGAGAUGUUCAGUGAAUUUCAGGACUGGUGCUUGCGGACGUACGGGGACUCCGGCAAGACCAAGACCGUGACCCGGCGUAAAUACCACAAAAUCCUCCAGACCCUGAUCCAGGGGGACGAGGAGAACAGCAACGGGGUGUUCAUGCACGAGAAAAGCAACAACCACAUCAACGCCAAAUUCAAAUUCUGGGUCAAGUCCAAGGGCUUCCAGGUCGGGACGCUGCAGGACAGCAAGAACGGGUCAUCGGACAGACCGGUGCUGUACGUUCCCAUCAAGGCGACGUGUGUGGAUGGAGUCUCGGGGGUGGACUCGUCCAUGAAGCGUGUGGCGGUGGUGGAGGAUUUCUUCGACAUCAUAUAUGCCAUGCAUGUUGAGAUCAGCACCGACCCCAGCAAAGCCCCGAAGCACGCCGGCCAGAAGAAGACCUACAAAGCUAUAGCCGAGACGUACGCCUUCCUGCCCAGAGAGGCGGUGACCCGUUUCCUGAUGAGCUGUGGAGAGUGUCAGAAGAGGAUGCACAUUAGCACCACAGGACAGGACUACAAAGAGAACGACAGGCCGAGCUCUCUGGUGCUGGAGGUGAUCGACUACAACAUGCCUCUCACCACCACCUACAUGAAGCACAUGAAGCUGCAGUGUAUGAGCAACAACAAGGAUGACGGUUCACUGAGCAGCGAGGAGGAGGCAGAGAUGAGCGAGCCCACAUGGCUAGCAGCUGAUGUGGGAGCAGCGUCUGACCUGAGCUCGCCAACCCGAGGAGAGAGGAUGCGCAAUAGUCCCCAGAACACACACAGCAAGGAGGAUGACGAGGAUUCCUCAUCAGAGAGCGGCAGUGGAAAUGGCCUGCCUGCCCUGACCCCUCCCUCCUCCACUGUAACAAACGGCACCAUAGUCAGGGAAACAGAGGUCAUCAAUGGGAACGGUGGCCCAGCCCCACUAGACUUCAGCACGCCUACUUCCUCCUCCUCCUCGUCCGAGGACCAGCAGCCGAUGAACCUCAGUGACCCUCCCCCUCAGCACCUGCCCCUGUCCUCAUCACAUCUGCCCGUCACUGUGUCGGCUGCGGCUGCGGCGCUGCUCGGAGCUCUACAUCCCAGCGCGCCCGAGGAGCUCCGCAGGAAGUACCCACUGGCUGCCAAACCUCCCCUGGCUCCACACCCUGCCCUGCCUCUCCCGCUGCCGCACACACAUAAUGCACACACUCCCAACACACACUCCCAGUCCCACACACACACUGCAGAGCUGCGAUUGGACCGAGAUGGCAGGGACUACGGGGGCAAGUCCCCCCAGUUCAGUUCGGGGGGCAGUUACGACAGCGUGAAGAUGGACUUGGGUGCCGAGGACCUGACAACAGGGCGCCAGGGUGCCCCUGAUGAUGAUGACGAUGACCAUGAUGACCACGAUGACAACGACAAGAUCAACGACACAGAGGGAGUCGACCCGGAGAGACUAAAGGCCUUUAAUAUGUUUGUGCGUCUGUUUGUGGACGAGAACUUGGAUCGGAUGGUUCCCAUCUCUAAACAGCCCAAGGAAAAGAUCCAGGCCAUCAUCGAGUCCUGCAGCAGACAGUUCCCAGAAUUCCAGGAACGCGCCCGCAAGCGCAUCCGCACCUACCUCAAAUCCUGCCGACGCAUGAAGAAGAGUGGCAUGGAGACCCGUCCUACCCCACCUCACCUUACCUCAGCCAUGGCUGAGAACAUCCUGGCUGCCGCCUGCGAGAGCGAAUCACGCAACGCAGCAAAGAGGAUGCGCCUUGAUGCCUAUCAUGACGAGCAGAUCUCCCUGGACAAGCCGUCCGGUGGUGGAGGGGGUCUGAGGGAACCGGCGUCGUUGGCUCACUCCGCCUACUCCUUGGCCGCAUCCGCCUUCUCCUCCCAGGACUCCCAGCUCUACAUCAAUGGAGCUGGCCUUAGCUAUGGUUACCGUGGAUACCCGGGGCUGGGCGCUGCCAUGCAACACCCCGUUUCCCUGACGACCGGCGCUGCUGCUCAGAGCAACGGCCCCACAGACCUCAGCAUGAAAUCUCUCUCCUCUGCCAACAUCAGUAACUCCACCUCCUCAGCCUCCACCAACAACAGCCUGGGUGGGCGGGGCAGUGGGGGUGGAGGAGGGGGCGGGUCGUCGACCCAGCUCAGCCAACCGGAGAUCACGGCCGUGCGUCAGCUGAUUGCCGGCUACAGAGAGUCAGCUGCCUUCCUGCUGCGCUCGGCAGACGAGUUGGAGAACCUCAUCCUGCAGCAGAACUGAUUCAGGGGGAACAUGGCAGAACACAAACACACACACACACACACACACACAAACACAAACACAUUUCCCAUUAUGUUUGUUUUGUGUCCGCCUGCGUCCCUUGUCUUUCCUGAACGAAGCAGAACCCCCAGACCUCUUGUUUUUGCGGUUCCCUCCUUCAGAACCUGUGCGCACUAUUUAUUUUCUUGAGGAAAAAAGUGGGAAACUGGGAUAGAGGGAGGUAGACCAAUCCCACACCCCCAUCCCCAAAACAAUCACCCACAACCUCAAGCCAUUUAUUCUGCCUGAGAAAAAAAGGAACAUUUGGUCUCUGAAGUAAUCUCUUCCUCUCCUGUCUGGAAGCACCUCACAAUCAGCACUACACUAGCGAAGGAGGGUGGAGGAGAGAAAGAGAGAAGGAGGAUAAAAGAGGAGUGUAGCUUGGACGAAGAGUGACUGUAAGGCUGUUGAUUCUGCUGCUGUGGUUCAAGAAGAAAAAGACUUUGCCUCGUUGUGGAUGGAGAAGUUUUUGAGUUUUGCUUGACGGGAGACCCAGCCAACGCCAUCGAUUCUAACAAUUUAAAAAAUAAUAAAUAUUGACUCCCUGAA